Messenger RNA from Oxyura jamaicensis (ruddy duck), 461 nucleotides. RefSeq names its product apelin (gene APLN). Gene Ontology annotation, molecular function: apelin receptor binding; hormone activity. Lineage: Eukaryota; Metazoa; Chordata; Aves; Anseriformes; Anatidae. The transcript is spliced from 3 exons. The annotation marks the transcript as partial. The record is from RefSeq and is a predicted model, not a curated record. Gene Ontology annotation, biological process: signal transduction.
GGCGGUAACAAACCUCGCUCUGUCCGCCCCGGGGCAGCGGGGCCGAGCGACGGCCCGCGGAGGUCCCCGGCAGCCGGCCGUGCCACGGGGUGCCGGGGUCCCGUCGGGGCCGGUGCCGGAUGGGACGGGUCCGGAGCAGGGCCGCAUCCGAACCCUGGUGCGGCCGCGGGGUGCGCGGCGCGGGGCCGGGCACCGGGCGGGAGGAUGGCGGAGGCUCCGCCGGCCCCGGCCCCGGCCGCGGCUCUCCCACAAGGGCCCCAUGCCCUUCUGACACAGGGUCGCCAGCAGCCCUCCAGGGACGCGUGCCCCGCUGCCAGCCCUGCUCCCUAGCCUGGUCUGCUCGGCCCUGAGCCCCGUGCGUGGGGUCCCACCCGUGAGCCCCGGGCUGGCGUCACCUCCACCACCGUGGCUGGCCCCCGGGCCGUGUCCCGUGGGUACCACCGUGUCCCCUCGCCGCCUCC